AUGAUUGGUGCCUCUGAAGCGAUUAGUGCGGAACCUAUUUUGGUCGGCGACUUGGAGGGUUCGGCGACGUCGGUGGAGAGAGGUGACGGCGAGGAGGGCUUUUUUCCUUGCGGGUUCUGUCUGGGUUGUUCUCGCGGGGAUGGGCCGGGUGGUUUGUAA
Messenger RNA from Plenodomus lingam JN3, 159 nucleotides. The record is from RefSeq and is a predicted model, not a curated record. Lineage: Eukaryota; Fungi; Ascomycota; Dothideomycetes; Pleosporales; Leptosphaeriaceae.